CGGGACUUGGUGCCAUUUCAGCCAGCUACUCUACUUGCCAGUCGGCAAAAGGCGGUAUCUGCUGCUCCUUUCUCUAGCAGUGUCUCAUGUCGACGACGGCGCCGGAGCCGCACGUCCUGGCUGUGGACGAUAGCAUCGUCGACCGUGCUGUCAUCUCACGGCUCCUCCGCAGCUCCAAAUACCGAGUUACGACGGUGGAUAGUGGCAAGAGAGCAUUGGAGGUUCUCAGUCUGGAUCCCUGCAAUGUGCACAUGAUCAUCACGGAUUACUGCAUGCCGGAGAUGACCGGCUACGACCUCCUCAAGAGGGUCAAGGAGUCGGCGGAGCUGAGGGAGAUCCCGGUGGUGAUCAUGUCGUCGGAGAACUCGCCGACGAGGAUCCGGCGGUGCCUGGAGGAGGGUGCGGAGGAGUUCCUCAUCAAGCCGGUGCGGCCGUCGGAUGUGUCGCGGCUCUGCAGCCGCGUCAUGAUGCAGUAACGUAGCUGGAGGAAUCAAUAGCUGACAAAGAUCGAAGAGCAGCAGAAGAGAGUGUAAUGUAGACGAUCAAGAUUCAGAUUGGAGGAUUUGUAUUCAAGGCACAUCACAUGAUGGAGACAUGCAUGGCUAACGACAGUUGGUCCCAUUUGAUUCAGCUCAGCUGAUUAACAAAGGAGUAGAUCAUAUCAUGGGUCCUUUUGACUCAGGUGGAACGGAAACGAUGUACCUAUAUGUACAUUUCCUAUACCUAAUGACUUUAGCAUUCAAAUUUUGAUUCAGUAAGAAACGAUAUAUACUUCAACAGGACU
Molecule: messenger RNA, 784 nt
Organism: Phragmites australis (common reed)
Lineage: Eukaryota; Viridiplantae; Streptophyta; Magnoliopsida; Poales; Poaceae
Product: two-component response regulator ORR3
Exons: 4
Coding region: 87-476 (129 amino acids)
Biological process (GO): phosphorelay signal transduction system; cytokinin-activated signaling pathway
Source: RefSeq, a predicted model, not a curated record